GCUCUCUGCCGGUCGUCCAGCCUGAUCCUCGUGCACGCGCGAUCUGCUGCCGCUGGAGGGACCGAGUGGAUCAACUUUGGUAGCAAUCGGGGGCGGGAGCCUUGGAGGCUGAGGCUGCAACUUUGCGGAAAGGAUGAGUGUGGACUGGCUUGGCUACGGUUAUGCAGCACUGGUUGCUUCAGGUGGAAUAGUUGGCUAUGCAAAAGCAGGUAGUGUUCCUUCUCUAGCUGCUGGUCUCCUUUUUGGUAGUUUAGCAGGACUGGGUGCGUAUCAGCAGUCUCAAGAUCCAAAGAAUGUUUGGCUUUCUCUGAUUGCAUCUGGAACUCUAACUGGUGUGAUGGGAAUGAGAUUCUAUAACUCCAGGAAAUUCAUGCCUGCAGGACUAAUUGCUGGUGCCAGCUUACUAAUGGUGGGGAAACUGGGACUACAGAUGAUGGAGAAGCCCCUUCAGCCGUAAUUGUGCAGCGGAUAAGAAGCAGAUGAUUUUCUGAAGAGACCGCUUUCGAAAUGCUUGAACUGAGCAGUGAAAACAAUCACAAUUAUUGACUCCCCCCUCCCCCCCAAAUAGUACAAUACAGAAAUGGACAGAGGCUAGUGAGGGCACAAAUGAGUCCCAGGCAUUAUCUUAGAAAGCAGGCCCUCAGCUUACGCACAUUUUGAGUCAAUUUCUUUCCUAAUUGGUCCCAGCCUGUGGAAACUUUUUAUACAUUUUACAGACUUUUCCCAUUUAUGGCAUGGCAUGGCCAAGGAUAUUAAACUACAAGAGCACCAUGUUUGUGACACCAGGUUAUUAUUUUUAUUGACUACUGUUGCACAGUUGCUCAAGGCUACAUCUAUAUUACAGCCUACUUCUGACAGUUUUUACCAAAGCUGUGAGCACUUUAAAAUGAUGUAUGGAAAACCCUGAUGGUUGUAAGCAUUGUUACACAUAUGUAUCAUGUUUACUUCCCAGCCCUGCCCCCACAUUUAAAUGCUAUCUAUGGAUUUAAUACAAAUGUGUAUCUUUUCUUAAGUCGGCCUACAAUCAAGAGACAGCAUUUAAGCACAUAGUAUUUUUCUCUUUAAAAUCAGGUUGAAAUUUGCUAAUUUUCAUGUAACAGCAAUUGGAACAAUGAUUUGUUUAUUAAUAAAACAAGUAGUUCUUCUGGG
Molecule: messenger RNA, 1149 nt
Organism: Anolis sagrei ordinatus
Lineage: Eukaryota; Metazoa; Chordata; Lepidosauria; Squamata; Anolidae
Product: transmembrane protein 14C-like
Biological process (GO): regulation of heme biosynthetic process
Cellular component (GO): mitochondrial membrane
Source: RefSeq, a predicted model, not a curated record